Messenger RNA from Camelus dromedarius (Arabian camel), 1444 nucleotides. RefSeq names its product capping actin protein, gelsolin like (gene CAPG). The transcript is spliced from 10 exons. The coding region runs from base 273 to 1322 and encodes 349 amino acids. Gene Ontology annotation, cellular component: actin cytoskeleton; cytoplasm. Gene Ontology annotation, molecular function: actin filament binding; phosphatidylinositol-4,5-bisphosphate binding. Gene Ontology annotation, biological process: actin polymerization or depolymerization; actin filament severing; barbed-end actin filament capping. NCBI's taxonomy places the organism in Eukaryota, Metazoa, Chordata, Mammalia, Artiodactyla, Camelidae. The record is from RefSeq and is a predicted model, not a curated record.
GCAGGCUGGGAGGAAACGGAGCCUGAAAAGCAGAAGCAGGAGGAAGAGGAGCAACUAAGAGAGGUGACAGUGGAGGGUGGCCGAGGGAGGACCUGGCUGCGCUGGCCGGGACCUUCCUAGGUGGGCAGGUGAGGGCUGGCUGCAGGGGCUGGAAGCCGACUCACGUUCCUGGAAGCCUCUUUGCCCAGGGCUGGUGCGCUCAGCUCACUGCCCUGUCUGGACAGAUACAUUAUCCGACGGGAGCCUCCUAGCUGCACAGAUCUGGAAACAGCAUGUACACACCCGGCCCUCAGAGCAGCUCUCCGUUCCCAGCCUCGGUGCGGCACCCCGGCCUGCACGUAUGGCGGGUGGAGAAGCUGAAGCCAGUGCCAGUGGCCCGAGAGAACCAGGGCAUCUUCUUCUCUGGGGACUCCUACCUAGUGCUGUACAAUGGCCUGGAAGAGCUCUCCCACCUGCACCUGUGGAUAGGCCAGCAGUCAUCCCGCGAUGAGCAGGGGGCCUGCGCCGUGCUGGCCGUACACCUCAACACCCUGCUCGGGGAGCGGCCUGUGCAGCACCGGGAGGUGCAGGGCAACGAGUCCGACCUCUUCAUGAGCUACUUCCCGCACGGCCUCAAGUACCAGGAUGGUGGCGUGGAGUCAGCGUUUCACAAGACCUCCCCAGGGGCCGCCCCAGCUGCCAUCAGGAAGCUGUACCAGGUGAAGGGGAAGAAGAACAUCCGGGCCACCGAGCGGCCGCUGAGCUGGGACAGCUUCAACACAGGGGACUGCUUCAUCCUCGACCUGGGCCAGAACAUCUUCACCUGGUGUGGUGCAAAGUCCAACAUCUUGGAGCGUAACAAGGCGCGGGACCUGGCCCUGGCCAUCCGGGACAGUGAGCGGCAGGGCAAGGCCCAGGUGGAGAUCGUCACUGACGGGGAGGAGCCUGCCGACAUGAUCCAGGUCCUGGGCCCCAAGCCGGCUCUGAAGGAGGGCAACCCCGAGGAAGACCUCACAGCUGACCGGACAAAUGCCCAGGCUGCGGCCCUGUAUAAGGUCUCUGAUGCCACUGGGCAGAUGAACCUGACCAAGGUGGCCGGCUCCAGCCCCUUUGCCCUCGAGCUGCUGAUCCCCGACGACUGCUUUGUGCUGGACAAUGGGCUCUGUGGCAAGAUCUACAUCUGGAAGGGGCGAAAAGCUAACGAGAAGGAGCGGCAGGCGGCCCUGCAGGUGGCCGAGGACUUCAUCUCCCGCAUGCGGUACCCCGCAAACACUCAGGUGGAGAUUCUGCCCCAGGGCCGCGAGAGUCCCAUCUUCAAGCAAUUCUUCAAGGACUGGAAAUGAAGGCAGGUGUCUCCCUGCCCCACUGCCUGCCUGUUGGCUACUCUGCCUUCCCGAUCAGUGCUGAGGUGCCCCCGCGGAUGUUCAAUAAAGGAGACCAGUGCCCUUCCUGCUCUCUGCCUGCA